UGAAAAAUAUUCAUUAAAGUCCUCUAGUUCAGGUCUUUCCAGUGUAAAUAAAUUUUCGGAAAGUAAGAAUCAUAUUUUAAUUUUAAGCCUCUUUCGGAUGUAAACGAAUACCCCCAUGAAAGGGAAUAUAAUAAAAAAUAUUUUAAAGGGUCAUCUCAAGAUAUAUCUAUUGACCAUGAUUUGCCACCGGACGCCAGAAAGAAACUCUAUAAUUUAAGGACCCCGGCCGAUGGUGUUUCCAAAGAAAUGAUUUAACACACGAAAUAAAAAAUGAAAACAAUUUUUUUAGUCUUUCCGAUAACAAUUAUUUAAAUUUUAAAGCGGAUAAGUCUAAUAAUUAUGACAAUAGUCACCCAUUGCAAAUGAUUCGGGAGUGACAAAUAUAAUCUACAUUUUAAUGCCCCUAUGAAGAGUCUGUAAGCAAUAAUGAAUUUUCGCAAGAAAAAAUUAUGAAUUUUCAAAUUUACCUGUGGACGAUAUAAAUGACUUUCAUGGACCAACAAAACAUUGGAGACGAUAGUCUGGAUUUUAUAAUAAACCACCACAUGAAGCAAAAAUUGCCAAAUAACUUUGAUUUCCAAAAUAAUUUUAACAGUCGAAUGGAUUUGAAUUCAGAUUAUUUUAUGCCAGAUAGUCAAAAAUAUUCCGAUUUUGGUUCAAAGCCAUACAAAGCUAUAAACCCAUAUUUAACUUACCCGAAGAACAAUUUUUACAGAUCGUUGCCCAAUCCCGAUCAAGAAAUUUAAAAGAAUGAAGCGAAGUAAUCUAGAAGUUGAAGAUAUAGAAAAAGUGACGUUUCUCAAUUGGAUCAGAAGUACGGUACCGACCCAAAAGAUGUAAACUCUCUAAACUUAAAAAACAUCGAGGACAAUGGUGUUCCAUGUGAUACAUGUGGAGGUAAAAAUAAAAAGAAGGAUGAAAAGCCUCGAACAAGAUAUUGUAGUGUUUCAGACGAAUCUAAAAGUGCUGGAAGUAAAAUUGAGGAUAUUGACUCUAAACUUAAUGAUGCCGUCCCUUGCGAUACUUGUGGCGGUAAAAAAAAAGCCUGAUGGAAAACCUUGCCUGGUGGUCUACCACCUGAAGUCAAUUCUAUAAAAGCUGAAAAUGAAGAACAAAGGCUUCCGGACUAUAUGAUACCAUGUGAAAGUUGCAAGAAAAGCAACAAAUGUACUGAAGGAAAUCUGGAUUCUGCAUCCUGUGGAUGUAUAACUAAUCCAAGCGUGUGCAACUGUGAAUCCUCUAAGUUAUCAAGAGCUUUAAACGAAAGUGCAAAGGACUUGAGCUAUUCUGUGUUUAAUAUGAAAAAUCCAGUUCCGUUUUUAACCACAACGCUACGUGUUUUUAGAAGGCGCCAUAACACUUGGUGGAGGGUUGUCCCAAUAGUUACGCUUGAUAGUGUAUCAGGAAUAUUCGCCAACAAAGAUCUAUCAGCAGUUUUUAAUUCGCAUGUCGAUUUGAUUGGCUUGGAAAAAUCAAUUGGCUUUAUGAAUCGAAAACUUAUAAUUCCAAAAUCAAAUGAUAAUGGAUAUGCUAAAAAAAGGCAUGCCAAUACCUUAAAAGAAUUGCGGAGUAACAUUGGUAAUAGUGUUUUAGUUGAUACUUCGGGUAAGGACAUAUCAAUUCGGGAAAUAAAAAACAUUAUAAAUUUAAACAUGGAAAAGGCGGCAAAAAAAGGAGGUUUGUCAACUAGAAGCAUUGAUGGAUUAGGAUACCUUCCAGUUUCUAUGAACGCAUUAGAGAAUUGUCCGCAUAAAGACAAACAUCUUUGCCUAAAUAUUCGGGAAGAAAAAGUACCAGAAUUUAGCAUAAAAGUCAAGAUACCUUUUCGAGAAAAUGCUCUUGUUAUGCGAAAGCACUUGGUUAAAAUAUCAAGAAUUAUAACCGACGCAACGACAAAGGAUGCACUUCAAGUUACUAUUGAUGUAAUCAACAAAGGAUUUGAAGCGCAGGAAUUUUCCGUAUAUGUCUGCAAUUGUAAAGCAAGUAGUGCCUCAUUAGCAACUAGUGCCAGGAGAUUGUUACAACCGGAUAUCGGUCAAACCGUCACCUUUUUAAUGCCUAUUAGUUAACUCGAGAAAAAUAGAAAAUUUAGUUGUGAUGUGGUGGUUAAGGCCAACGUAUUUAAAGAUAACGAGGAAUCGGAUGCUGAGAUACUAAACAGAUGACCAAAAGUAGGAGUGGUGGCAAAAAGAUCCAUGGACGUUAAAUGCCACGCAAGGUGCUUUUGUGUUUGGCGAUGUCGAUGUCAUUGCAUCGGAAAGUUGGACUUUAUCAACUAUAAUGCUUGUGAAAGAAUGGAUCCCAAGUCGGAAAAGGCUGGCCUUAUUUACAAUUGUCCACCUGGUAACGAACAAAAUGAUGUGUGCAUCAAAGAUAUAAUAAGUGAACGGAAUGAAGAGAUAAUUUGUGAUCUAACUUGUAAAAUUAUAGCCAUUACAUUGCUUGUUUUGACCUUACUAUUUUUAUUGGGAGUUUUAAAGGCUAUCCUAGGAAUCUGUAUUCAGAGCAUUGGUCGCUGUGGAUUUGACACAGUUCAACCGGGAAGGAAUUAUGAAUGCACUUCCUCGAUAAGGAUAUUUUUAGUUAACUGUUUCUUCUUCAUAAUAUUUCCCUUUGCAUGCUGGUGUAAGUUCUUCCGACCUAAGGAUAAAGACCUAAGAGAAGCUAGCUACGAUUGGGAUUGUACCUCUGAAUCUGGAGAUAACCCGGAUUGUUCUUGUGAUAAAAAGGAGUCAAGUUCAAGUUGUCGGCUCCAUGGUGGCCAAGAUAAAACCCUACACAAUAAUUUAGUUCUCGCCUUUGCUCCACUCCAUGAAAACGGAUUUAAAGAUGAAAAAUCAGAUGACGAGCAGAGUCAUUUGUUCAUUCUAGAAGUUUUGGAGAAAGCAAGCACCCUGACUAAAAUGAUGAGUCAAGUUCCAGAUUCCGCCCACAAUAUUAGGCAAAGUAUGGAAAGUGACGCCGAUGCUAUAGCAGCCGAUGAGUUAGUGGAAAGUCUUAAAAACUCACAGGUUGCUUAUAGGACAAUGAAUUCGCCAGUUGGCGGAGUAAUCGACAUCCCAGAAAACCACCCAUAUUGUAUAAAAGGUUUCUUUUUACCAAUUGCAAACUCGACCUAUGAAUUUAUGAGCUAUAUUCUAUCUCAGUUUGUAGGAAUCUCAGAAGAGAAUGAAGUUAGGAGACUGCCAAAGCCUCAAUAUAUCCACUCAAAUGAGUUCUCUAAGAUAUAUGCUAAUAAAAUGGAGGUCCAUAAAGCAGCUGACCUCUCAGUGGUUCCUCUUAAUGUGCCUUGCAUUAACAUCGACCACUGCACCCAAUUGGAGAAUUCGUUUGUAAAACUCGCAACGCAACAGGAACAAUUAAAAGCUAAUCAGUCUUAAGGAAUUAAUAUUAUAAAUAAUGUUUCUAAAUAUGUUCAUAAUUUAUUUUGUUUUAUUAAAUUUUAAUAGUU
Molecule: messenger RNA, 3451 nt
Organism: Drosophila suzukii
Lineage: Eukaryota; Metazoa; Arthropoda; Insecta; Diptera; Drosophilidae
Source: RefSeq, a predicted model, not a curated record